Molecule: messenger RNA, 1177 nt
Organism: Megalobrama amblycephala (Wuchang bream)
Lineage: Eukaryota; Metazoa; Chordata; Actinopteri; Cypriniformes; Xenocyprididae
Gene: mtif3
Product: mitochondrial translational initiation factor 3
Exons: 4
Coding region: 213-1142 (309 amino acids)
Biological process (GO): mitochondrial translational initiation; ribosome disassembly
Cellular component (GO): mitochondrion
Molecular function (GO): translation initiation factor activity; ribosome binding
Source: RefSeq, a predicted model, not a curated record
CGUUAAAGUUCAAAUCUAACAGACCAAAAAACUUCCAUAAUGUAGGGACAACCUCUGCUUCUUUUUUGUUCGGUUUGAGUAAAUAUUGUAUGUUUUAUAUAUCGUAUAUUUUGAAUAAGUAUUUGCUUCGUUUCACCAAUUUUGUUCACAUCUCAUCUGCUGUUAUUAAAUGGUAUAUAUUGAUAUUAUCGUUAAAUUGUCUGUAGGUGUGAAUGUGUAUGUAUGUAUAUAUAUGUGUGUGUGUGUGUGUGAGUCCCAAGCCAUAUAAGGAAAAAUCAAGGAUGUCUCUGGGUUUCCUGAGGUUUGUUUUGAGUCAGGCACUGAGCCGCAGUCCUCGUCGAACCAUCAGCCUGGUCAGCUUAUCACUGGCAGCCAAACCAUCGACCCUCAGGCCAGCAUGGUGUUGCCAUACUGUCCCGCCCUGGCUCUGUAUGUCCUUCUCCACAGACACUGAGAGCGGGGACACAGACAUGACAGAUACCCAGAAGGAGACUAAAAAGUUGGACCCGAAAACACGGGUCACUUUUGGCAGCGUGGGUAGGAAGAUUGGCCAGCGUCUUAUACAGCUACUGGGUGAGGAUGGUGAGGAUUUGGGUACAAUGCACCGCGCCGAAGUGAUACGACUGAUGGACCAAACAGGGCUGAAGCUUGUUGCCAUAAAUGACAAUUGUGAUCCUCCAUUAUACAGACUGAUGAAAGGGAAACAGAUCCACGAGGAGCAGAUGAAACUUAGAGACGCACAGAAAGCCAAGAAAGGACCCGCCCAAUCAAAGGAGCUCACUUUCUCCUCAGAUAUUUCCCUUCACGAUUUAGAUACUAAACUGCGGCAGGUCGUCAGCUGGCUGGAAAAGAAGAACCACGUCAGACUCACUAUCCGAGCAGGAGCAGACAGUGGCGCACCACUGGACAAAGUCUUAACUCAGAUGGUGGAGAGGAUAUCAGUGCCGGUUGGCUUUGUAUCAAAACCCUCUGUGGUUCGUGGGGGUCGUGCUGCCAUGUGCGUCCUUCGGCUUGCUACCGCUAAAGAGCUGCAGAAGAAGGAAGCAGAGACUUCGAACAAGAAUUUAAAACCUGACUUUGAGACACCAACAUCUCCUGAUACCUCCUCUACAGAGGAGCCAAAAGACUUAAAGCAACAAUAAAAAUCUCUGCAACGGUUGCAUAUUUUGGAACAAGU